UAACUACCAGUCAAGUGACGAUAUGAAUGAAACCUUGCUAGCAACCUGCCAAGUUCAUUUUUCCUUGUUUGCUUCAACUAAUUUCUCUCUCUCUCUGUACCGGCAUCCAUGGUGAUGGAGGCAUCAUGGGAAACCAGUGUUGCAGAUUCAAUCAACACUAUCUACCUUCUCUUCUCAGCUUACUUGGUGUUCGUGAUGCAGCUUGGCUUCGCCAUGCUCUGUGCGGGCUCAGUACGAGCUAAGAACACCAUGAACAUAAUGCUCACCAAUGUGGUCGACGCUGUGGUGGGGAGCAUCUCCUACUACCUCUUCGGUUUCGCCUUUGCCUUCGGUGUAGGCCCCGAUUCCAACCCUUUCAUAGGUUCUCGCUAUUUCGCACUCAAAGACAUUCCCAACAACACCUACGACUACAGUUUCUUUCUCUAUCAAUGGGCUUUCGCUAUUGCAGUCGCCGGAAUCACCAGUGGAUCCAUUGCUGAGCGAACCCAGUUCGGAGCAUACCUUGUUUACUCCUUCUUCCUAACCGGCUUUGUUUACCCAAUUGUCGCCCACUGGGUUUGGUCUUCCAGUGGUUGGCUAAGUGCGAGCUCGACCGGCUGGUUGUUGUUUGGCUCCGGCGCCAUUGAUUUUGCUGGGAGCGGUGUAGUACACCUGGUCGGUGGAAUUGCUGGGUUGUGGGGUGCGUUGAUUGAAGGCCCUCGAGUGGGGAGGUUUGACGCCUUCGGCAAACCCGUGCCAAUGCGUGGCCACAACGCCACUCUGGUGGUGCUUGGGACGUUCUUACUGUGGUUCGGCUGGUUCGGAUUCAAUCCAGGUUCGUUUGAUAAGGUGCUGGUUCCAUAUCCUGACACGACUGAUCAAGGCAACUGGACUGGUGUUGGCCGGACUGCUGUUACGACGACGCUAGCCGGCUCAAUGGCCGGCGUAGUGACUUUAUUCGGACGGAGGCUAAUAGUGGGACAUUGGGAUGCUUUGGAUGUGUGUAAUGGGGUGCUUGGUGGGUUUGUAGCCAUCACCUCGGGCUGCUCAGUGGUUGAGCCAUGGGCUGCAAUUGUGUGUGGGUUCGUCGCUGCUUGGGUCUUGAUUGUGCUCAAUAUGGUCGCACUGAAACUGAAUUUCGAUGACCCAUUAGAGGCGGCACAGCUGCACGGUGGAUGUGGGGCAUGGGGCCUUAUAUUCACAGGGCUGUUUGCUAAGCGAGAAUUUGUGAUUCAAGCUUAUGACUCAGGGGAGAGUGGCAUUACCCGUCCCUAUGGGAUUCUGUUGGGAGGGGGUUGGGGGCUGUUUGGGGCCCAAGUGAUGGAAGUUUUGGUGAUUGUUGCUUGGGUCAGUAUUACCAUGGGUCCUCUGUUUUAUGCUCUUAAAAAGCUCAGGGUUCUAAGAAUAUCGGUGGAUGAGGAAACUGCCGGACUCGACAUCUCCAGCCAUGGAGGCUAUGCCUACGUCGCCAACCCAGAGAACUAUCCUCGGUUUUAUGCGGAAUAUGUGCAAACGGAAUGACAACAUUUGUCAUUGUGCCUUUAGAUUGUUCAUAUCUUCAUUCAUCAACAUUGAUAUUGCUGGAAUUUUCUCUUUUGAAUUUGUUCUGUUGUUUUAUCUUUAUUACAUGUAGUAUGCAAUAAUGUUGAACAAUUAUUCCAACAGUAAUUAAGGGAAAUACCCUUUUGGUACUAGUACAUUGAAAUG
Molecule: messenger RNA, 1686 nt
Organism: Nelumbo nucifera (sacred lotus)
Lineage: Eukaryota; Viridiplantae; Streptophyta; Magnoliopsida; Proteales; Nelumbonaceae
Product: ammonium transporter 1 member 3-like
Biological process (GO): ammonium transmembrane transport; ammonium homeostasis
Cellular component (GO): plasma membrane
Molecular function (GO): ammonium channel activity
Source: RefSeq, a predicted model, not a curated record